Plasmodium fragile is the source of this 3660-nucleotide messenger RNA. RefSeq lists its product as uncharacterized. Gene Ontology annotation, molecular function: protein phosphatase binding; protein phosphatase regulator activity. The coding region runs from base 1 to 3660 and encodes 1219 amino acids. The record is from RefSeq and is a predicted model, not a curated record. Lineage: Eukaryota; Apicomplexa; Aconoidasida; Haemosporida; Plasmodiidae. The transcript has a single exon.
AUGGAGAAUGGGGUGUACUGGAAGCUGAAGGGCGAGUGUCUGCCGCUGGACGUGAGCAAGCACCUGGAGGAGAACGAUCUGGACGGGCUGCUGAACUACGAAGGGCUGCUCCAGGAGAUAAAGGCGGAGAAUUAUGAGCUAAUAAAUUUUUUAUCUAAAGAGGAAAACCUGAAAAAAAUAAUAAAAUACAUUACAGAGGAAUCGGAAGACAAAAGUAGCUACGACAAGUCGUACAAAUUUCCUUACAAGUGUCAUCAAAUAAUAAAUGCAGAAAAUAAAUUGAUCACAGAUUCGCUAGUCUACAACGACAAGUUAAUGAAGCUCUUCUGGAGUUUCGUCCUGAAGAAAAAUCAACUGAAUGAAGUUUUAUCAGGUUACUUUAGCAGAUGUGCGAUAACCAUUUAUAAUAAAAAUACAACAGAGGUGGUAAAUUUUUUGAAGAGGAAAAAAGAACUCUAUUUAAAAGGCUUCCUUUAUCAUUUUUACUCGAGAAAUAUAACCGAGCUGUUCAAGGUGUUGCUGUUUGUUAAAAUGCCUUACCUUUGUAUAUUUGACAAUAAGGAUAUAAUUUAUUUCAUUUUAAGCAAUUUGAAUGGAAAUUUUUCAAAAGAAACUUUUAUAAUUUGUGAUCGGGAGGAUAAUAUUACGUGUCUCAUUAGAGAUAUCUUUGUUCGAAAAUCAGAAAUUUAUUAUUUUAAUUAUUUUUUAAUUGAUUUAUCUUCACAGUUAUCCUUUUCUUAUUUAAUUAAAUGCGUUUUUUCAGAUUGUCCAUAUACCAUUUCUGCUGCCAUCACCAUAAUAUCAGAUCUGCUGCAUUAUAGUGUGUUGGGGAAAUCUUAUAACACCAUCGACUUUUAUGAAUGCCUUGAUUUGUACACAAAGGAACAGGACCAGAAGAACAAGCAACUUAAACAGAUGGAGGAGGAGUGUAAGUAUACUACUAGGAAGAAGAAGAAGAAGAAAAAAAAAAGGAAAUCAAAUAAGGUCAUAGAUGAAGAGGCCGUUUAUAACACUUCCAAGGCUCAUGCUAGUUGUGUUAACCAGGUGCGAGAGUCGGACGAGAUACUCAUGGGUGGUACUUCUUCCAACGUGUUCGAUCAGUAUGGGCUUGGUGCAACAUCCUCUGUGGGCAUGCCGGCAGGAUUUGCAACCCCACCUAGAAAUUAUUCACACGAAGAGACUCCUCCUGAUGUAGAUAAUAUCACCGAGGAGGAAAAGAGAGAAAUUGAAAAGAGCGAAUUGGAAAGGGAGAAGGAAGGUAAGGUAUCAGGCAGGGGGGUAGUAGGGAAGGUUGUCACAAAUGUUAGUGCUAACUCAGGUGCAACAGAAUUAUCUUCAAACUUUUACGAGGUAAACCAGCCAAACCAUGUGAACAAAAAGAUCAAGGAGGAAAUGCAGACAAUUGGAAUAACCCCACAGGGAGAAACAGAUGGAGAGAAAAAGUAUAACACUCUUCAUGGUAUGACGGAGGAGCUAAGCAAAGGAGAGUUCGAACCAGAGGGAGACACUCCGUUCAGUGUGCAAUAUGAAUUACACUCAGAGGAACAACAGCACCCCCCACAUGGCGAGGAUCCCACUGGAGGGGGAGUUUUCCACAGUGGAAACCUUCAAACGGGGGAGACACACAAUCUGGUCGGUGACGGGGUAGAUAUCUCGAAUGGGAGUGGUAGCAUUCUUUCAUGGGACCCAUUACGAGGCAGUGAGAAUAAUGGUGAACAGGCGCAAAAUGGUGAAGAUGCUCAAAACGCCGAAUCGCUCCUCGCGCAGAAGCACGCAGUUUCGUACUACUACUCAUGUGGGGACGGUAGCCAGGAGGGAAGGGAAAACCCCGACUUUCUAAUUGGAGGACAUCAGAGGAACGACCUCGCCCAACUGCCCAACAUGCACACGUAUGGUAGUGGCACCCAGGGAGAGGAUAAUAACAAGAGUAACGGAAUAAUAAAAUACGUGAAGGAUGCAAAGAAUGAAAGAAACAGUGACAAUGAUAAUUGUUUCUCGUAUGGGUCAGAUGCAUCCUCAUAUGAUUCCUCAGAUGAUGAAAAUUAUGACCAUCUGAAAAAAAUAAAAUUUGAAGAUGUUCUAAAUAGAAUGAAAAGAAUAGCUAGCAACCGGGUACACGUGAAGGAGGAUGGAGAUGGAGGAGAUAUUAUUAGCAUUGGAAAAAAUUCACUCCUCCAUCGUACACAAAGUAAUGAAAAAAAAAAAAUAAAAGAGGAUAUAUUUGGAAUAGAAUCAAACAACUGUAGAGAUAAAGUUGCUAAUGGAAGUUCGAAUGAAGAACAAAAUUUUCAAAUCUUUGAAUGCGAAAAGGAAGGAGAUAUAAAUAUCCCUUUAAACAAAUGGGUACAGUACCUCGAAAAUGGCACCUUCGUAGAUGUGUGCUUCUUUUGUUAUAUAAAAGACAUUAUAAAAUUAUAUAUAAAAAAUAUAAAUAAAAAUAAAAGUAAAAAUAUGUUAGGAUUUACUACCUUGGAGAUUAUUCAAUUAAUAAAGACACUUAUAAAAACCAAGUCCAAAAAUAUAUUAACAGAAAUAAUUGAUGAAGGCUUCUUCGAUAUUUCCAUUGAUAUAUUUUUUAAGUACAAGUGGAAUAAUUUGUUACACAUUUCUGUGUGUGACUUAAUGCAGACCAUUAUUUUUAAAGAAAAUGAAUAUUCUUAUCUUUUAUAUUACAUUUUAGCCUUGACCACGUUUUUACCCAAAUGCUUACGUUACUUUGACGCUGUUAGACGGUGCAGAAAUAUUAAAAAUAAAAAAAGAAAAAAAAAAAUUGAAAGUUUAAUAGAUUGUGGGUAUAAGGCACAUUUACUUCACAUUUGCCAAAUUCUGAGUAACAAGUCUUUGGAGAUAAAAUGGCUUUCGAACUUCCUUGUAACCGUUUCAGGGUGGAAUGACAUUAUAAUUGAGGAACUAAACCACUACUCCUUAUAUUUUAACGAUGUUAAUUAUGGGGAUGAGAAGCGGGCAGAGGAGGCUGACCACGCAGAGAUCAUCUCGAAUGGUCUGUGCAACCAGGCGGAUAACUCCAUGACGCAUCACCACAUGAACAACGUCGGGGGGACUACAGCAGACAAUCGGGAACAAAAUCUCAUCAAUGGUGACGCAAGUGGAAACUCUGACCGGUGCAUGAAUCGAAAUUACCACUACGAGGAUGAAGAGGAGGACGAUGAGGACCACCAGCGGGGCAACUGUAACCGUGACCAUGGGGGCAAUGGCACAACUGUGCAGAGUGACCAGCACGAACCCGCCAGAUCGAGCGACCAAGACGGAAAUGAAAAUUGCUUUAACAAUUACUCCAAUGUCAUUGAUAUCCUUUUCGAUGAGCAUAAAAAUGAGUACAUAAAAUACGAAGACGAAUAUCACGAUAGUAGCGCCAACUAUGAGUUACCUCCUAAUUGUAACUAUGGAAACCACGAUUCUCAUGCGGAGGAUAUGAACAGGUUGGAUGAAGGCUAUGGCAAGCAGGGUGAGUACGGCCUGGGGAGCUACAAGGGUGGUUAUGAGGCGCAGGAGGGGCACCACAAAGAUGGGCAUCCCGAAGGCGAUCCUUUCGCCAACCCCUCCAACAGCUACCUGUUCGAUCGAGGGGAUGGAAACCCAAACCUCGGCGACGAUCAUCCCGACUUGAACAGCGGCUCGGAUCCCUUCAGCCAAAAUUGA